ACAAAAAAAUGGCGGAGUCAAAGGAGGAGGUUGACGUCUUGGUCCAAAGAGUUGUCAAAGACAUCAGUAUCGCAUUCAAAAGACACCCCAACAUAGACGAGAUCGGUCUAAUCCAGUGUCCAGAGGCCCGCUACAACCGCAGUCCCAUUGUGUUGGUGGAGAACAAGCUUGGUGUUGAGAGCUGGUGUGUCAAGUUUCUGUUACCAUAUGUCCACAAUAAGCUGCUCCUCUACCGCCAGAGAAAACACUGGCUCGACAGAGAAGCUCUGGUGGAUAUUACUUGCACUCUUUUGCUGCUCAAUCCAGACUUCACCACUGCCUGGAAUGUCAGGAAGGAGCUGCUUGAGUGUGGUGCCCUGAAUCCAGAAAGAGAUCUUUACUUGAGCAAGCUGGCCCUCACCAAAUUCCCCAAAAGCCCUGAGACAUGGAUACAUAGACGCUGGGUGUUGCAGCACAUCCUGCGUCAGUUUUCUGCUGUUGCCCACAAGACUCAGCAGCAGGUUGAAGCAGAGCAGCCUGAUGCAGAGAGGACCCAGUUUUUGGGUCGUCAUCUGGAUAGAUUAAUACACCAGGAGAUGAAGGUGUGCUCUGACGCUGCUUGUCGCUAUCCUAGUAAUUAUAACGCCUGGUCCCACCGCAUCUGGGUACUGCAGCACAUGGCUAAAGGCAACAUAAAGGUUUUCCAUGAUGAACUGUCAUCUGUGCAUCCAUGGGUCUCCAUGCACGUAUCUGAUCACAGUGGGUUUCACUACCGGCAGUUCCUUCUCAAGGAGUUACUGAACACUGAACUGAGCCAGUCUUUGUCUUCUGAUUCUGCUAGCACAGUCUUUUGUCCAUCCCAGCAUCAGAGCAAUUCAGUCCAUAGCACCUGUCCUCAGGCUAAUGGUGAGCUGUCAUUGGCUGAUGCAGCCUGUGGGGAUAGGAUCACUACAGUAUUUAAACUUUUUUACCAGGAGACUAAACUGUGCUCUGACCUGAUUCAGUCUUUUCCAGGACAUGAAACACUCUGGAGUCACAGGCGGCAUGUGUACUACUUAUGGCACCACUGGAGGCAGGAUCAAGAUCUCUCCACUGAUGGCAGAGAGAAUGAUUUGAAGCCUAUCAGUAUCAAUGAGCCAGGUGGCAGCCAGGGGAUGAGAGUGGACAGACAUAAACAUGUUAGUGUUCCUAUGGAAGUGGAUAGGGUGUCCUUGCCUGACCAUGACAGCAAGCGUCUAAGGAGAGGAAUCCUUCUGCCCAACCUUCUGACCCUACAAAAUGAACACACCUUUGUUAACAGCAUACUGAAAAGUUGCUGUAAUGCUGAGCAGAACAACUAUGCUGUGGCAUACAAAAAGUGGUUAGAUACUGUCAUUAGUGCACAGUCUUUAGACAUAUAAGAUUUAGGCCCAUACAUUCAACACUAAAGUGGCCUUUAGAUACUGAUUUAGGAAUAACUUACUUACCUGUAGUUAUAAUUAAAAUGAGGUGUAUACCAACAUGGAGUUACUUUCAGAACUAUCUGCCAUGAGGAGGCAGUAUGCAAGAUGAGUUUGAGGGUAUUCUUCAGAAGUCCUGUUUGAGUGUGAUCUGAGCCACUUAGUCUGUCUGUUUGUGUCUGACAGCAAAUUGUCUUUUUUUCUUUGUCUACCCAGGCCUUAGAUCAAAUUUCUGUUUCUCUUCAUAUGUGUAAGCAAAAAUUAUGUGAAGUUGUUUGUGUAGCAGAAUCGAAUCAGAUGAGAAAGUGGACGAAGAAGAGUUGGUUUUACUAAGUCGUUAGACAGGAGAGCGUGAAGUUUUAAAAUAGCCAAGUGGAACGAAAAAGUAAAAUAAUGAAAUGAAUUGUUAAGUUUUUGCAAUUUUUUUUUUCAUGUUAAAUAGACUACUGGAAGCGGUAUCACCUGGAAUUUUUUUCUGUUAAUUUUCAGCUUUUCACGCUGUAUAAAUGUGACAUAAAAUAUUGCAUACACGUUUUUGACCUUGAACAUUUUACUAAUGUAUUACAAUAUAUUCUUUGGUUUGUUUUUUUAAUAGUGGUAAACAUAAUGGUAAAGUCAUGUUAAAGAGCUUACAAUAAAAGUUUACCCACUUGUAAUUUUA
Messenger RNA from Poeciliopsis prolifica (blackstripe livebearer), 2079 nucleotides. RefSeq names its product protein prenyltransferase alpha subunit repeat-containing protein 1-like. Gene Ontology annotation, biological process: protein prenylation. Gene Ontology annotation, cellular component: cytoplasm. Gene Ontology annotation, molecular function: protein prenyltransferase activity. The record is from RefSeq and is a predicted model, not a curated record. The transcript has 7 exons. Lineage: Eukaryota; Metazoa; Chordata; Actinopteri; Cyprinodontiformes; Poeciliidae. Bases 9 to 1379 code for a protein of 456 amino acids.